Molecule: messenger RNA, 2930 nt
Organism: Helobdella robusta
Lineage: Eukaryota; Metazoa; Annelida; Clitellata; Rhynchobdellida; Glossiphoniidae
Exons: 11
Coding region: 208-2562 (784 amino acids)
Biological process (GO): proteolysis; protein deglutamylation
Molecular function (GO): metallocarboxypeptidase activity; zinc ion binding
Source: RefSeq, a predicted model, not a curated record
UCACGGCAACAACGUUAUGUAAAUAUAAAUAGUAAAUACAAAAAUUAAUAAUGUAAAAAAUCAAUUUAAAUUACUUUUUAAUUAAUAAAUUAAAUAAUUAAUUAGUACUUAUGUCAUGCAUUCAUUCUUCUCCUUACUUAUGUCAAGAAUACAGACUAGCUGAUCUUAGAUGUAGCAGUUAAAUACUGAGAAUACUCAAAUACUGCCAUGGAGUUUAGAUUUGAAUCAAUAACAUUUUCUUCAAAUUUUGACUCUGGCAACUUGGCUGCUGUAACCAGGGUUGAUAAAUCUUCCUCUCUGUCAUCUACUUCUGCAAAGAAACAAGACAAUGACUUUGCGGCACAGCAAAUUGGUUAUGAUUACGAAUUUAACUUAUGGACGAGCCCGGAUGCAGCUGGAACACCAUAUGUCAACCCUAAUAGGACUUGGUUCUACUUCUCUGUUUCAGGUGUCCCACAGUUUAAGAUUAUAAAAUUCAACAUAAUGAACCUGAACAAACAGGGCAAGUUAUAUAGUCAGGGUUAUACCCCUAUGUUUAAAGUCAAGUGCUUCAAUACUAAAGUUGAAAAGUGGGAGAGAGUUAAAGAUAAGAUAAGUUACGAGACCGUUGGUUCAGAGUUAAUCCUUACAUUCCAUCAUUUUUUCUCUGAAGUUGAGGCAAUUACAUACUUUGCAUUUUCAUACCCUUGGUCCUACACUGACUGCCAAGCAAAAUUAGAGGCCUUCGACAUAAAGCUUUUGCCAUUAGACUAUACUUUCAUCAUGAGGUCAAACAUGAUAUAUUACCAUAGAGAACUUCUAGUACAUUCUCUAGACGGACUGAGGGUCGAUCUAAUCACCAUCUCAGAUCAUUCAGGCAUUUCCAAUGUUGAGGAACCACGUUUUGAUAAAUGCCUAUUCCCAAAUAAAACUCAACCGAGAUGCAAAAUGUUUGCUAACAAAAAAGUAUUUUUUGUGAGCAGUCGUGUGCAUCCAGGUGAAACGCCAUCUAGCCACGUUUUCAAUGGUUUCCUUGAUUUUAUACUAAGGAAGAAUGAUCCAAGAGCUGAGGAACUUAGAAGAAGAUAUGUAUUCAAACUCAUUCCAAUGCUGAAUCCCGACGGCGUGAGUAGAGGCUUCUACAGAACGGACCAGCAUGGUGUGAAUUUGAACAGGGUUUAUCUCGAUCCAACCUUCUCCCUCUAUCCUUCUAUUUAUGCUAGCAAAAGUCUCCUAGCUUAUUACCAUAUAGGCUGCGAUGAUUUUGUAUGGAAAACUAUAAUAAAAGACUCGGGUAGUUGUAAUGUUGACUCAACCGUCUCUGAUGACGAAACGUUUGUUAAGUUGUUAUCCAAAGUAGAGCACAAAAAAGGUGAAAGUGACGUUUUCAAUGCAAGCGCUAAUGUAGCUGGCUCUAAAAAAGGACCUGACGAAAAUUCAGAUUGUUUCAGCGUUACAAAUACCGACGAUAAAUUACUGGAUUCCAAUCAGCGCCAAAUACACCACUUGGCUCUCUCUGAUAUGGUCUCAGUCCAAGAUUCAUGUCUCAUCGACUCACCUAGUAACAUCCACGAACGGUUUUUUACAAAUGCAGACAACGCUGCAGAUACUACGAGUAGUUAUUGUUCUAGCAGUAAAAUUACCAAUAACGAGUUCUCUGCAAAUAGUGUCAGUCAGAAAGUAUCAACAACUCCACACCUCAGCCAUCCAUUUUAUUUGACCAUCCUUCCAGAGAAAAGUGGACUAGCCUAUUAUAUUGAUUUACAUGCCCAUGCUUCCAAGAAGGGGUGCUUUUUCUAUGGGAAUCACUUUGGUGACAUCGAUAAACAGAUUCAAUGUAGGACUUACGCCAAACUGGUCUCCAUGAAUACUGGCCACCUAGAUUACGACGGCUGUAACUUUACAGAGCGUAAUAUGUACGCGCAAGACAAGCGUGAAAAUUUGAACAAGGAAGGCUCAGCAAGGGUCGCUAUAUUCAAACACCUCGGAAUCGUUAACAGUUACACACUGGAGUGCAAUUACAAUACUGGUAGACUAACAAACCUCAUUCCACAUGCUUCUGGUGACAGUGGCAGGGCCACACCACCUCCUUCUACCGGUAUCAUACCGCAGAAAUAUAAUAUCUCUCAUUUUGAAGAGGUUGGAAGAGCUCUGGCAAUUUCGGCUCUGGAUGCGGAAGAGGCCAACCCAUGGACGAGGUUAACGAGGUCCGAAUUCAUCUCGCUGUCUGGGGUUCGUGAUUGGGUGAAGAAACAGUUAUUUUUCGAAGGACUGCCCGUGUCCUGUGCUCCAUCUAACGGCAACGCCCACGAAAACAUCAACAUUCACCGUACCUCCCGAGUUCACAAGUUGUCGGACUCUAAAAUACCACAGACUAGUCAACUUACGAGUAAGAAUUCCAACAGCAGCAAGCAUUCCAACAAGACGUCAGUAAAAGUCACUCCACUCCUUUUUACGCCUCAUACCUUUGAGAUUCCUAACUCGUCAAUGCUCUCCACUAGUCCUAAGUCGAAAGCAGUGAAAAGUAGCUAUAAAAAAUUGCACACAGUUCCUGUGCUAAAAGCUGUCCAUCCCAAAAGUUAGAACAGUGAGAAACGGUGAAUCAAUGAAUGUAGAUAUGUUUGAAAUACUUGAAUAAUUUUUCAUAUUGUAAUGUGCAGUUACAUCGAUUGCCUGCCAUCUAGUACACACUUUGCUAAUCAUACUUGCAUGUCAGUCAUACAUUUUUUCACUACAUCCCUUUUCCAUACCAAUUUACUUUAGUAUUUAAAUCCGCUCUUGUUUGAUAUGUGUACGAGCGAAUUUUUGGCUAAAUUGAAAAUACUUAAAAAUAUGAAACUGUACCGAUAUUUAUUUAUUUCAUUUAUAUAUUCUUAUACGUAUUUUUUAUUAAAUAUAUAUUUUUAUUUUGCAUUGUACAAAUGUACAUGAACGGCGUAAUAAAAUGUUAA